This is a messenger RNA of Porites lobata, 4953 nucleotides long. The record is from the annotation of a GenBank genome assembly. Lineage: Eukaryota; Metazoa; Cnidaria; Anthozoa; Scleractinia; Poritidae.
CGAGCCCGUUCAUGUGACACUGCAGGUAUCAGAUCACUCAAUGUUAUGUUUGGCUCAGUGUACGGAUUGAAAACGCCGGUUCAGUCCACGUUAUGUUUGUGCUGUGAGUCACAAACUCAACUUUGGUUCUUCGUGAAUUGCAGUCGACUCAUUCAAACAAGUUUUCACCCCUAAAUCACUGACAUAAUUUGUGGAAGAAAAAGGUAAGUUACUACACAGACUAAAACUAAGCUUACAGGGUGCUCGUUUCAGCUGAUUGAAGCUUAUUCGUUUUGUGGUCUGUAUGCAUGUUUUAUGUUCUAUCGCUAGGUUUAAAUUUGUAAGCGAAAGGAUUGCUUUAUCGCAAAUAGAAAUUAGGUUCGCUCUCUCUGUGACUUCCAGCUGUGUUACAACACCGGUAAUAGUAAUGUACAUGAAGAUGUACAUGUUUUCGAAGAACAUGGCGAACUUGUCAGCGUUAAGUUGACGAAUCAUCGAUCUUUUUAUUGUGCGUGCAUCUGAAUUAGGUCAGCUGACUACAAUAGUGAAAACAGGCCAUGAAGAGAUAUGAAGAAACUGAAAAUCAGAGUUGUAGUGUAUAUAAUUGUAAUUCUCAACGAUUACCAAAAGCCUAUCGCAACCGACAUCCCCUGUAAGACCACCAAAGCAAUCGGAAUUAAUGUUAAUGGACAUAGUUACUAGAGAAGAACCCUAUAUAGUUAUAUAUAGUUUGGCUGAUUUUACAUAAAAUUUGAUCUGUUUAACAGAGAAAAAUGCUACCAUUAACCUAAGUUGUAUAAUUAAGGUGACCUUUUCCUUGAUUUUAAUGAAGAUGUUCAUCAAAACAAAAACAACACUCUUUUGAAUACACGUGUGACGUAUUAAGCUGGCACUAAAUUACAGUGCAGUCGGUUUUACUUUUUUGAUAUACAGCGUCAUCGGUUAAAGGAUAUGUUUUCGGGAUAAACACAAAAAAAAUCGGUCCACACGUUGUGCCUUUGCGUUAAAGCUUCGAUUUCUUUCAAGUCAAAACCAUAUCGAUUGCUGGUUUUUAUACCCAGCCAAAGUCCGGCGGAGGUUAAGAGUUCAACUAAUUUGCGCUCUCGCUGUUUAAAUUUAGCCUGUUUUACACGUGAAGUAGUGUUACUGGAGUGCUGACCUGUGAUGGAGAUUAAAAUCUCCUUGGGUACAUUUCAUUUUCAAAAUACCUUUGAAGUAUCAAUUUCGUGCGUUCAGCUGACCAACUGUCAAAAAAUAAACAAACAGAUGUCAUUCCAUGCUGAAACGUGUUCAUAAGUGUUUUUGUGCAGAAUCACGAUGGCUAGAGUAGUUUCUGGCACAAUAUUCUUAUUGUUGCUACAUACAUACACUGACCCCAAUCCGAAUCGAGGUCGGAUAUGCCAUUUUUUAAAUUUCUUAUGGGAUCAAGUACUCUCAGAUAAUUUUUUAAAGAGAGGGUUGUUUUUUAAUCACUGUAUAGGAGUACAAAAAAACCUUUUGAUAUUUUAUUAUAGUGCUGUAUGUUCAAAAACUGACUUGAGAUGAAAUGUUUUUAAAUCAAAUAUAAUGCAAUUGACCACUCCAGAAAUACCAUAACAUACCAUAAUGUUCUUUGUUUGUCACCCCAAAAUUUUGCAUAAGCAUUGUUUUCAGUUUCUCUUGGGGCCAUUUUAACUCCCAAGAGAAACUGAAGACAAUGCUUAUGCAAAACUUUGGGGCGACAAUCAAAAAGCAUUAUGGUAUGUUAUGGUAUUUUCUGGAGUGGCCAAUUAUGUAGCCCACAGGUGUAUGUCACCCUUUACUCAAAUUCCCUUCCCACUCACCCCCAGGGGGAACUCUAGCUUUCAAAGUGAUGGAGGUUUUUGGGGGGGGGGGGGUUGAAAUGUUUUAUGUUUAUUUCGAAAUUUUUGGGGUUGAAAUUUUUAACAAGAAUUUUUUUGGUUGCGUAAUUUAGGAACAGAUUUUUGGGGGGUAUUUUAAAACAAUCUGCAGAUUCGUGGUAGUGCCUGUGUAGCCCCGCCCAGCUGCAUAGUUUUGCGAAUAAAGUACAACCAAACAGGUUUUUAAAAACUUUAUUUUUCUUGUUGAAUCAUUUAAUGCUUUCUGGAAGUUUUUAAGGCUCAGAAGUUUUGGUCCAGGGAAUUUUUUGGGUUGUCAAUUUUUGCCCCCAUUCGAUUAUCCCCGUCACUUGAAAUCCAGAGUACCAGCCUGGGAUUCUCCCUCAUGUCAAGUAGAAAAAAAUUUGGGGGAUCAUAAAAACUGCAAGCUAUAAUUUGGCUACCUCCUAGCGGGGGGGAGGGGUACUCCCUAUAAUAGCCUAUAUGGGGAGGCUGUGCCCACCCAAACAGGGUACUGUGACGUUUUUCACAGGUUGAAGUAUUUGAAAGGGCAAGGAAAUCUUUCAUUUCAGUCUGUGAAAGGCCAUAAAAGGCCAACAGAUGCAUCUUGCGAUGGCUGUAAAAAAGACGUGAAAACUCUUCCUGGUUUAUUCCUGUUUUUAAUAUGUAAAUGGUGCAUUUUAAUUUAACAGCUGUUAAAAGGGAUUCAAUUUCUGGCAAGCAAUGUUUUGUGUUUGGCAACCAGUUAAUCUUUGUAGGAUGCCAAAACAGGGAUUUUGAAAAAAGUCGGGCAUCUAUAAAUGAUUCAUUCUCUAGCUCAUAUUAAUUUUGUCAAUCUCAACAGGAUAUGUUCUCCAUUAGUGAUACCACCAUAAUGUCUGCUAUGAAAAAGGGUACCGCUAUGGAAGGAGUGCAGAUCCGUUCAUAUAACCAGGCAACAGAUUACCAUGAAUGCCGAGAGAUAUUUACAGAGGGCAUGCAACAGCUCAUCAAUCUUGUUAACCGUGUUGUUUUUCCAAGAUACUUGUGGUAUGUUGCCAUAACAACCAUUUUUGCCAUAUUGGCAUCUGUAAAGUGGUCCUUGUGGAUCUUAAUUCUCAGCCUGUCAAUUUCACUGGUGCUGAUAGCACUUUUGUACGUGGAUAUUUACUACGAGUGCUGGAAGUUCAUCAAGUAUUGUCUAAGAACAGAUUUGGCUGACAUCGACAAGACAUACAUGUGUAAUGAUGGCUGCCACAUGUGGGUAGCUGAAUUAAAUGGCAAAGUUGUUGGGAUGGUGGGACUUCUUGUUGAUGAAAAACAAAAGCCAGGAGUUGCUGAGUUGCAGAGGAUGUCUGUGUCAGGGAAAUGUCGGAAAAUGGGAGUUGGAAGAAAGCUUCUGGAACAGGUUCUUAGACAUGCUGAGCAGUGCAAACUUUCAAAAAUUGUUUUGUCGACCACGAGUGCACAGUUACCAGCGAUUGGACUGUAUAAGAAAUAUGGCUUCAAAUUGGCCGGGGUGUAUCCAUACCCUCAAAAGAUCUUAGGAGAUUUGGAAUACUGGUUGUUUGAUCGUCAACUGUGAUUCAACUCUGGCCAGAACAACUUGAUUCUGACUUGUAUGUAGACUGGAGAAUCCUUCAUGUGGCUUUGAAGACAACAAAAGCAACUACUGGUUAAUUUGUUGGACGAAAACAAAAGAAAACUCUCCCAUAAUAGCCUGAGCCAGAUGGAGGGACAACUUCUAUAUGAAAGUGACUGGGUGAUGCAGUCAUUAUCUUGUAUAGGGGUAUUGGUCUCACUUAGGGUGUUGCAGGAUAGAAGACCAAUAUUUUUACCCAUAAAAGCAUCAGUUAGAAUUUUGAGUAAAGCAGUAUCUACAUAGCAUAAAUCCUCUAUUAAGCUCCUAUCCUCUCAAAUAAUCCCCCCAUUUCAGGGGAAGAAAGUUAUUAAGCCCCCUCCCCUCCCCACUUAUAUGAUAGACUUAUCAAUCAUGAGUGUAACACUUCUUGUGGACUGAUUCUGUAUGGUAUAAUUAUUUCAUGUGCGGGAAGUUAAGAUUUAUUUUUGUAUCUUCAGAAGCAUGACCUCCAACUUCAUGUACCUGAACUUUUCCACUUUGGAGAUUUGAUAUCAUCAUCUUAACACAAUUAGAUACCCCCUCCCCCUCUCAGAUAAGCUCCCACUCUAUUUACUCCCCAUUCAAACCUGAUAUUUGGAAUAGAUUGUUCUUAACCCUCCCCCCCCCCCUUACCCAUGGGGGUGCUUAAUAGAGGAUUUAUGGAAAAUUAAUAAAAAACUUAUGCUAUCAUGCUCUGCUGGAGUAUGGUCUUCUUUAAGGGUCAAAUAAAGACUGAGUCACACCCAUCCUUUAAGGGUGUAAUUCAAGCAUCCCUUUCUCUUUAAUACGGGAGUUGCUAUUAGUCUACCCAGUGUGAUGGAUAAAUAGCUAUAGUUGAUUUCUUUCCUUUUCAUUCAUUUUGUACGUCAGACUCUCUGUGGGGCAUACAGACACUCCUUCAACACGGCAUUGUGAUGGUCCAUAACAGUGAUUCCAUUGAUCAAUAGUUACAAGCAUAGUUAAUAGAGUGGAAUGGAUAUGAAGCCCUUCCUCUGUUAUAUAUUUUUGUGGACAGUUGAAGGUGCUCAACAAUGUUCACCAGCACAAUUCUUAAUCAUUUUGAUCUUAGUGACCAAGAAAAACAUCGCAUAAAGUUAUUCCGUCACAAUUUAAGAGCCGAAAAACAAAGGAUUGUGGAAUGUCGGGAGCUUCCAACAUAACCUACAGCACUGCUGUUUACAUUUUUUAUGUUUGCUGCCUUCCAUAACCAGUCUCCUCUACUCACUAUGGUACAAAUAGUAGCUCGUAUCUUAUUGUAUUGCUACAUGCUUAAAAUUAUUAAAAUUUUAAAUGUAGGUUAGCUUUGUUCAGAUCUACAUUAGAUAAAUUUUUAAUAAGUCUCAUGCAAUGUGUAAAUGGCCCAAAAAGUUCUGCCAUUUUAUAUAAUGAAAAAGAUUGAUGUAAAUUUGUUAAGCACUGUAUAGUUAAUAAAACAUUUUGAUUUGCAUGAUACAUGUAUUGUAAUAAUGAAUAUCCAACCAUCAGGAAAAAAAAAUACAUAAAUACCCAAUGGUUUUAGAUUAUUCAGAAGUGAUC